GUGUGUCUGUGGCCUGUGGUUGCACGUCAGCCCCCUACCGCCAUGGAUGUGCCCUGGCUCGUGGGGUUGAUUCUACUCCUCUUGGGGACCCCUCUUGCCCAUGCUGAGCCACUGUACAUCCUGGUGACCCCCCACCAAGCCCUGCGGGUCGGCAGCCCUGAGACCAUCCAUGUACAGGCUCACUCGGACUCCCAGCAGUCCCUCAAAGGGACCCUCGAGGUGAACCUCACCAUAUGGGACUUCCCCAUGAAGAAGGCAGUGAUGGCUAAGAGCCACCUCAUUCUCUCAGAAGAAAACGACUUUAUGAAACAGGCCUCCGUGACGAUUCCCAAGAGCCUGAUAUACCCCUCACAACCAGGGCAGCAGUAUGUCAUCAUCCGGGCAACCUGGGCACCCACCUCGACCACUUCAUUCAUGGAGAAGAUAGUGCCGGUGGCUCCCCAUGCUGGCUACAUCUUCAUCCAGACAGACAAGCCCAUCUACACCCCUGAGCACUUGGUUCAAUACCGGGUGUUUGUUGUGGACCACAAGAUGGAUCCUGUGACCAGGAUAUUCACUCUGGACAUCAAGAACCCGGAGGGGAUCACUGUGAUCAGCCAGAAUCUGCUAGCUGAGGACGGUUUCUUCACAAGAUCCUUUAAACUCCCACAGAUUGUCAGUUUUGGGACCUGGAGCAUCGAAGCCAGUUACCGAAGUGCAGCCAAGCAGAAGUUCAAGGCAGCCUUUGAUGUCAGGGAUUAUGUGCUCCCAUCAUUUGAGGUCCAGCUGAAGCCAAACAAGACUUUCUUCUACCUCAACGAUGAGGCUCUGGGUGUGGACAUCGAGGCUUGGUAUGUAUUCAAAGAGCCAGUGGAUGGACAUGCUCUGGCCAUCUUCAGGGUGAAGUUGCAUUCCCACCGGAUGCCCAUCCAGAGCUCCCUGCAGAGAGUGGAGGUGACUGAGUCUUGA
This is a messenger RNA of Leptonychotes weddellii (Weddell seal), 948 nucleotides long. Lineage: Eukaryota; Metazoa; Chordata; Mammalia; Carnivora; Phocidae. The record is from RefSeq and is a predicted model, not a curated record.